AUGCGUAUAAAAAUAACGUUUGAAUCCAUAGUGAAGUAUUGCAAAACCUAUCUGAAGCUAAUUCCGCUGUCCUUUAUACUUGGAUUUUACGUUGCUUCCGUUAUGAAACGUUGGUGGAAGCAGUACAGAACCAUUCCCUGGCCGGAUGGCAUCGCGGUUUUCGUAAGUGCCGAUAUUCAUGGGCAAGAUGAACGUGGCCGCGUCAUGCGCCGGACGAUCAUGCGUUACGUAUGUCUCUGCCUUACGAUGGUUUUCGCGAACAUCUCCCCACGAGUGAAGAAGCGUUUUCCCACCAAGAAACAUUUUAUUGAAGCCGGACUGCUGAAUGAGAAUGAGUACCUUAUCAUGGAUGAACUUGAUAACAAUUUUCCGAAAUAUCCGAAACAUUGGAUGCCUAUUGUUUGGGCAGCUAGCGUAGUUACUCGAGCUCGAAAGGAAGGACGCAUACGGGACGAUUACGCCGUGAAGACUAUCAUAGAUGAGCUGAAUGUCUUCAGAGGACAAUGUGGACUGUUAAUGUCAUACGAUAUGAUCAGUCUUCCGUUGGUUUAUACCCAAGUGGUAACCCUAGCCGUUUAUUCAUAUUCUCUGACUUCAGUCAUCAGUACGCAGUGGGUGGACGCUAGACAGGUGGAUGGAUCUGAUCAGAUAGGCAAUAUCGAGCAGUACUUUCCGAUAUUCUCAACGUUGGAGUUUUUCUUCUACAUGGGCUGGCUCAAGGUGGCAGAAUCGUUGAUCAAUCCGUUUGGCGAGGAUGAUGACGACUUUGAGCUUAACUGGAUGGUGGACCGAAAUUUGCAGGUAUCGUAUCUAAUCGUGGAUGAUAUGCACCACGAACAUCCAAUGCUGGUCAAAGAUCAGUACUGGGAUGAAGGCUUUCCGUACGAGCUGCCACACACGGUUGCAUCGGCCGUGCGAAAAGAAGAACCACCACAACCAUCUACUGCGAAGAUUGAGGUCGAAUGGAGACUAGCGGAAGAGGAUCCAUCGCGUGAACGUAAAAUCAGCGAAAAUACUGUACGAUUGAUUGGCGUACAGGGUAGCUCCUCUGCGGUUGCCUCGGCAGGUAAUAUGCUUAGAACAUCGUUGAAGAAAGUCGUUACUGCUGGCAAACGAGACAUUGAGAAUCUGAAUGCCGAAGAACUGGGAUCGGUGUCAACUGAGCAUUUCACAACAUUGGCUGGUCAAGCUGAUAGCACCAGCACCCUAGCUGGUGCAACUUCGAUCUCUCAAGUUGUCGGAGAUUUAGUUAAAGAAGUAUCCCAAAUCACGGUAGAAGAUCGAAAUCAACAAGCUGGGGAGACAACAAGAACCGAAAAUACAGCGCUUCAAACCACGUCUGGAUUCUGGGAGUCCAGUAAUCCAUCAAGUUUGCUCAUGGUAAAUUUGAUUCAGUCUUUGGCGACCCGGGCCGUUGGCGGUUCAAGUGGCAACAACAUAUCGGAACAUCGAAAAACAACGGACGAAAAGGAUGACGACGCUGAUGACUUAUUCGAAAAAAUAAGGCAAGAAAGGGAGAAGACUCGGAGGGAGAAGCGGAAAACGCAAUUUCAUCGUUUAUUGGUUGAUAUCGCUGAUCUUCAGUCAGGUCCAGUUCCUUCUGUAUCUAGAACAACUACAGAAGACUUUAAAGGUCUAUUCCAGCAAGAUGUUUCAUUAUUUUCUGCGCGUAGUGUAUCAGAGACGAAACACAAUAUCUCUUUUGAAAGUAUGAGUUCCGCCUUAUCUGACAGUACUGUUACUUAAUGAUGUUAAUUUUUUUUUCAUUCGUUAAAUAUAUCCAUUAACUACGACAAAAUGAGUUCCGAUUAAAAAAGAUUCGGCCCAUGA
Uranotaenia lowii is the source of this 1830-nucleotide messenger RNA. RefSeq names its product bestrophin-4-like. The record is from RefSeq and is a predicted model, not a curated record. Lineage: Eukaryota; Metazoa; Arthropoda; Insecta; Diptera; Culicidae. The coding region runs from base 1 to 1746 and encodes 581 amino acids. The transcript is spliced from 4 exons. Gene Ontology annotation, molecular function: chloride channel activity.